This is a messenger RNA of Lactuca virosa, 1790 nucleotides long. Lineage: Eukaryota; Viridiplantae; Streptophyta; Magnoliopsida; Asterales; Asteraceae. The record is from the annotation of a GenBank genome assembly.
AGCAUAAGCAAUUAAGCAUUGGGAAAGUCUAUUGCGUAAAACAAGAGCUUCUUCCUAGUCCUAGCUUUAGGCUGUAAAGUGUAACCACACAAGCUCCAUCGUGAAUCGUCAUAUUCCACAUGUAUUCGGUUCACGAAUGGGCAUGGCGUUUAAUAUGAUGAGAUAUGUGUUGCUGAUGUCUAACUGCCACCUCCUGGUCGCCGCCGCCUCCCUUGCAAUCAUCAAUUCUGAAACUACAUCAUCAUCAUCAAGAUCUGCUGUUGGCGACCCUGGAAUGAAGAGAGAUGGGCUGAGAGUCGCAUUCGAAGCCUGGAAUUUUUGCAAUGAAGUUGGAACGGAAGCCCCUUCCAUGGGUAGUCCCAGAGCUGCUGAUUGCUUCCAUCUCUUCUCCACCGUUAAAGGUAAAGAUGGAGGAGGUUCAGGCAACUACUACUACUUAAAUCACAAAGUAACGGAGGCGGAUAACAGGUUGGGGGUGGGGAACUCAUUUUCUGGAUUGAGUCGGAAAGCACUUCACGAUCCAGACCUUUACGCAGCAGAGAAAGAGGUGUAUCUGGGCAAUCUAUGCCAAGUGGCAGACAAAGAGAACGAGAACGAAAGCAGCCCAUGGCAGUUUUGGAUGAUUAUGUUGAAGAAUGGCAACUACGACACCACCUCUGGUCUCUGUCCGGAGAACGGUAAAAAGGUGCCUCCUUUCCCGCCGGGAAGGUUCCCUUGUUUUGGAGAUGGUUGUAUGAAUCAACCCAUCUUGGCCCAUCACCCCACCUCCAUUUCCUUCACUGGGUCUACAAAGUAUGCUUCGGAUUCGGAUCCAGUUAUGCGAGGUGGUUUCAACGGCACUUAUGAUUUAGAUUAUUCUUUGAAGGAGAUCAACUCCGGCGGUGGCAGCAAUGAUAUUUCAUAUUUUGAGGUGAAUUGGGAGAAGAGAGUUGGAGUUGGUAGUUGGGAAUUCAGUCACAAACUCAGAACUUCAAAGUUCUACCCAUGGCUCAUGUUGUACCUCAGAGCUGAUGCUACCAAAGGUUUCUCUGGCGGCUACCAUUACGACACAAGAGGCAUGCUUAAAACCCUUCCAGAGUCCCCUAAUUUCAAAGUGAGGUUGAGGCUGGAUGUGAGGAAAGGGGGAGGAUCAAAGAGCCAAUUCUACCUGAUAGAUAUGGGGAGCUGCUGGAAAAACAAUGGAGAUCCUUGUGAUGGAGAUGUGUUGACAGACAUUACCAGAUACAGCGAGAUGAUCAUAAAUCCCGAGACCCCGGCAUGGUGUGCCCCAUCAGCACUUGGAAACUGCCCGCCUUACCACAUUACCCCCAACAACACAAAGAUUUACAGGAACGACACUGCCAGGUUCCCGUAUGGGGCCUACCACUACUACUGUGCUCCCGGGAAUGCAGACCCACGCCACCUGGAGAAGCCAUACAGCACCUGCGACCCCUACAGCAAUCCGCAGGCUCAAGAACUUGUACAGUUGCUGCCUCAUCCGAUAUGGGAGGACUACGGAUUUCCAACAAUCCAAGGACACGGUUGGGUCGGAGAUGCAAGGACUUGGGACCUUGAUGUUGGUGCCCUCUCUAGCAGACUUUAUUUCUAUCAGGAUCCAGGAACUAAAGCUGCUACAAGGAUAUGGACAUCACUUGAUGUCGGAACUGAGAUAUUUGUAAGUGACAAGCCCGAAGAGGCAGAAUGGAUCGUGAGUGAUUUUGAUGUUAUAAUUACAUAACACAAAUCAGAUAUGCCAGAUGUAUACUAGCUACUCCUAUCUGAUUUAUAAUAAUUAAGUAAUCGGAAAAUAA